AUGUCCAUCUGGGCACGGUGGCGGGAGGGAGGGGCAGUGGUGGAGGGAGUGGAAGGAAGCGAGGGAGGGAGGGGGAUCAGGCGGGAGGGGAGAUGGACGGAGGAAAAGAGCGAACGGACGCGAAACGCUGGGAUCUGGGCCCGCUCUGAGCUGAGCUGUCCGCCCGUCCGACUUAUCGUCAUCGUCCCCUUCCUCCUCGCACCUUAUCGCAUUCCCCCAUACAGCACGCACACACACACACACACAUACAUCCUGCCACCACACUGCGCAGCCCACACCCGUCCUCCCAUCGCCAUCGCCAUCCCACCCGCCUCAUCCCCCUCACAACCCGUGUCCACGCACCGCCCGCAACCCAUCCGCAACCCAUCCCCCCCUGGACCUCCGUGCCCUCCCCGUCUCCGUCUCCAAGUCCCUCUGCAACCCCGCAGCCCACCCACGUCCGCCUCAACCCCCGCGCCCCGCCGGCCCAGCCCUGGCAGACUCCGGCGUGUUACCGCUCGCUUUGCGCACCCUCCCCAAGCCUCGAUUCACCCUUGGUGCGCUGCACCGUCGCACGCACCAGAUACCGUCAGCAGCCGGCGCCCCCCGCCUCGUGCUACCAUACUCCCGUGCAACGAGGCUCCCAUGCAGUCCCCUGCCCUGCAGCCCAUCACUGGCCCAUCACGCACCCCCCUACGGCACCGCCGCUUCUGGUCUGCGGGUCAGGCGCCUCCGCGCGCCCGCCGGAAAUUAUCAUCCGAGGACAAUGCACCUCUGACGGAAGCCACCCUCGAGGCGCCACUUGCGCCCUCUCCUCUCAAACUAGCUUUUCUUCCCCCUCAAGCGACCCAUCUCGGAUAUCUCGGAUGGCGCAACCCGACCAAAUCGAGCGCGCUGUCUGCGUCCCUGUCUCCUCCCCUGCCCCUCGCUCGUCGCGCGAUCCGCGUCCCGCAGCAGAAGCCCGCGCAGCGUCCGUCCGACACGUCUGCGCUCUUCUGCGACACUUAUCAAAAAAAAAUUAAAAAAAAUCAGAACUACAUUCAAAUUCUGCGCUCCUCGCUCGGCCGAGUCCAGGGACGCCGGAGUGGCGACUCCUGCCUGCCUCCAAGCGACGGCCAGCGAAGCGCAUCGCGUCGCGUCGCGUCAGACCAGGUCGCGUCACCCGGUCUCACGGCUUCCCCGUUGGUCCGUCCGCCCCCCUCCUCGCCCGGACGAGCCCCGCCCCCGCAGCGACCCCCGACGGCCUCCGAUGUGUCCACGAACGCCUUCGCGCGGCUCGCGACGGCGCCUGGCAUUCCACUGGCCGCCGGCGCGCACGCGCCGCCACGCAGCGCCGCGCAUGCCGAUCCCGAUCUGGACGCGUGGAUCUCCGCGUCAGCGUCGCGUGCCCGUGUCAGCGUGAGUCAGCGCGCGCGUGCUGUCGCGCGUCGCAGCGCCGCGAAUGGGGCCACACCAGGCCACACCACACGGCGCACGCGGCUUCGCGGCCUUCGCGACUCCUUCGCGAGCUCGCUGUCGCUGUCGCGUCGACGUGGUGCCGGCAUCGACGCUGCGUCCAGCGCAACCGCGUCAUCUCGACCCCCUUUUUAG
This is a messenger RNA of Heterobasidion irregulare TC 32-1, 1569 nucleotides long. RefSeq lists its product as uncharacterized. The transcript has 5 exons. Lineage: Eukaryota; Fungi; Basidiomycota; Agaricomycetes; Russulales; Bondarzewiaceae. Bases 1 to 1569 code for a protein of 522 amino acids. The record is from RefSeq and is a predicted model, not a curated record.